Molecule: messenger RNA, 879 nt
Organism: Stylonychia lemnae
Lineage: Eukaryota; Ciliophora; Spirotrichea; Sporadotrichida; Oxytrichidae
Source: the annotation of a GenBank genome assembly
AUGGAAGAUUUAUAGGAGCUUAUUGAAAGACUUAAUAUCAAACUAAGACAGGAUUCUAUCCCUGAUGAAGACUUGAAAAAUACUUCUUUCAUCAUUAUAAGGCAUGGAUAUUCUGAAUACAACUACAGAGAUUAGGUAAUCACUGAUUAGCAUGGAGUAGAUUCAGAUGCUUUUAGAUAAUUGAAAGUCGACAAAACUCUUACUGAUCCAGGAUUACAUUAGAUUGGAGUAUUACAAUGUGAAAGCAACUAGGAUAAUAUUAAUAGAAUCAAUUUCAAAGUUGUUUUUGUAUCACCAAUGCAACGAGCAAUUCAGACUGCCAUCAAUAUGUUCAAAAAACAUCCAAAUCUUUAAAACAUUAAGUUCAUUAUACUUCCGAUAGCAAGAGAGGUUCUAGAAACCUCAAAUGAUGUCUCUCCAGACAUAGAGAAAAUUGUUGAAAAAUACUCUCCAGGUUAAAGUAUCUGUGAAGGAUUAAACUUUAAUUUCUCGAUGGUUUACCUUUAUGGAAUCCCUAGAUUAUGGCAAAUUUACACAUUUUCGAAUUUAGAAAAGUAAAAAGAUAUGAUCAAGAAUCUGAGAAAAGAUGAAUCUGGGGAAAUUAAUAAUGUUGAUGUCAUUAUUGAAAGAUUAGGUGCACAUAAUCCUAGGUACGAAACUCAUUCUGAUCUUUUCAAAAGAGCUUAAAUCAUCAAGACUUUCAUGAGAGAAUACUUGAUUUCCCACCCUUUAGAUCAUUCCAGCUAAGAAAAGUAUGGGCUAGUAUCUCACUCAAGGAUUAUGGCAACUUUGACUGCCUCAGGAGUAAAUGAAAAGGAAGAAUUACUUGACUAUUAUUGGCUUUAGAAUUGUGAAAUGAGAGCUUUCACAGACUUUUGA